Molecule: messenger RNA, 1794 nt
Organism: Ordospora colligata OC4
Lineage: Eukaryota; Fungi; Microsporidia; Ordosporidae
Product: symplekin domain-containing protein
Exons: 1
Coding region: 1-1794 (597 amino acids)
Cellular component (GO): mRNA cleavage and polyadenylation specificity factor complex
Source: RefSeq, a predicted model, not a curated record
AUGGAUAGCAUUAGACGGUAUUUGGUUGAAGGAUGGAGUGAGGAGGGCUUGACGGUAUUGCUUUUCUACAUGAAGAGCAUGGAUGCAGUGGAGAUGAUGUACUUUUUGAACAUGGUUACAAGGAUGCUUGACAGGAACACAGCCGUUGUUAUGCUUGCGUAUCUUUCACAAGCUCAAGCAAAAGGAUUGAAGUGCCCGAAAUAUGCGCAGAGAGCAUUGAGCUACCACAUACACGUACUGAGCAAGAAGAUAUCGAAAAAUGUGCCAGAGAUGCUUAGCCAAUAUGUGUUGGGUGUGAAAGUUAUUAGUAUGAACGAAGGGAAUGUGAAGGGUCGAAUAGAGCGGAACACGAAGGAAUUUGAGCCAAUGGAUUUUCUUAUUGACUUAGUAUUUGAGACACUUGUGAAGGCAAGUAAUGCAGAGAUAGAAAAUAGCAUACAAGCGCAUUUUAAUGAUGAACAUAAUAGGGUGGAGAUUAAUGCAGUCAGAGAGUCUCUUGAGAUUCUAUGCAAGAUCAAGGAAGCAGAAGCUGUGGAUGCAAGUAUUGCAAGAAUAGUUAAGAUGAUAGGGCCUGAAGAUAGUGCAGAGGUUGUGAGAUUUAUUGGAAGUAAUGAGAGAUAUGCGCAUACGUUUUUUCUUUAUGCGUAUUUGAUGAAUGCCGAGGCAUAUGAGUCUAUGGCAGAAAUAAUUCUUGAGAGUGUAGAAUACUUCAGACCUGAGAUUGUUGGUGGCCUUGUUAGCAUUGAUUUGGAACGAGUUAUUCGGAAGGUGAAUGAUGGGUCUGUGAAAAUUUUGGACGACAUUAUAAGGAACAGACAAGUAUGUGUUGAGAAGAUAGCGGAACUGGCAUCAAGAGGGCUUGUGAACAUUGGAAGAGAAAGUGUUAUUAGCGUGUUUAAAAACAACUAUGGAGUGCUUGAGAAGUAUGCAGCGCAGUUUGAACUGAAUGUAAACGAGAUGAUUGAAAUAUCCAAGGCAAAUGAUGCAGCGCUUGGGCCUACUUUUAUAAUGAUUGAGACCGCAGAAGAGAUGAAUAUAUUUGUUGAUUUAUUGAAGGAUAAAGGUGAUGCAGUUGUGAUAGAUGCAAUUGAAGGAGUUAGCGAUGAAGCAAAGAAAGAGCAGUUUAUAAACACGAUUAUCAAGAAAAGAAUGAUGAAGAGUCAGUUAAGAGCAUAUUUGGUGAGAAGUUAUCUGGAUGAUAGUAGAUUUGUAUAUAGACUUCUUCCAUAUCUUGAGAAAGCAGAUGUGUAUCGGCACAUUUCUAACUAUGUGGUUGAUGAAGAAAGCUUGAAUGUGUUUCUAAAGGUUAUUGAGUGUUCUGAAUUGCUUAUUUUUGCACAUAAAAUCAGUGAUGUGAAGAAAGCAAGUAGAAUACUUGAUCUGUGCUUUAGGUCACCGAAGUUUGUUGAGAGUGACUUUCUGUUUACGUUAAAGACUCUUGAGAACGAGCCAUCGCCACUUGUUAUACAAACAUUGAUACAGGCACUGACGAUGCAUCCAGGAUUGAAGAAUUUUGUGAUUUCGUUUCUAUCGAGAUUGUGUAGAAGAGAUAUCUGGAAAAAUGAAGAGCUAGUUGCAGAGAUAAUGAAGUGCCUGAAAAUGCUUGACACAGUGUGUGUUGAUAUAAUCAUGUGCAUGAACGAAGAAGCGAUGUACAAAGUGCUGAGCAGAAGUAAUAAGCUUAAGACAUAUUGCACAGACUAUCUUGCGAUGCAGCGUACAGGCAAGUCUAGUAGGCAUAUGCAGCAAUAUUCAAUGCUGAAAGCAGCCUUGAAAAGAGCAUCUGAUAAAUGA